Sorghum bicolor (sorghum) is the source of this 1666-nucleotide messenger RNA. RefSeq names its product cytochrome P450 87A3. Gene Ontology annotation, biological process: sterol metabolic process. Bases 30 to 1217 code for a protein of 395 amino acids. NCBI's taxonomy places the organism in Eukaryota, Viridiplantae, Streptophyta, Magnoliopsida, Poales, Poaceae. The transcript is spliced from 8 exons. The record is from RefSeq and is a predicted model, not a curated record. Gene Ontology annotation, molecular function: iron ion binding; monooxygenase activity; oxidoreductase activity, acting on paired donors, with incorporation or reduction of molecular oxygen.
CUGAUUUUGACCAUCACACGGAUUGAUUGAUGGAGCUGCAAGUGGUAGACGUUGUUCUAUAUUUCGUCUUUAUACUAGCCCUGGGAACGCUUGUUCACUUGAUCUACAGGUGGAGGAACCCUGCAUGCAAUGGGAGGCUUCCUCCUGGCUCCAUGGGUUUACCAGUUAUUGGUGAGACACUCCAGCUCUUGAAGUCAAGCCCUUCUUUGGACAUUCCAGACUUCUACAAACUGAGGUUUAAAAGGUAUGGCAAUCUGUUCAAAACCAGUUUUGUGGGGGAGCCUGUGGUUGUCUCCAUGGACAUGGAGUUCAACCGUUUCGUAUUUCGGCAAAACGAUAAGCUGUUUCAGUUAUGGUAUCCUGAAACAAUGAUGAGCAUACUCGGCAAGAAGACCACAGCCACAGGCAUUGGUCAGAUUCACAAGCACAUGAGAAGCAUCAUUGCUCCGCUCUACGCACCAAAAAACCUCAAGGCAGCUUUCAUUUCUGAAAUGGAGCGCAUCGUUGCAGAGUCCCUAAGACUAUGGGCUACUAAGCCUAGCAUCGAUGUGAAAGAGGCUUUUACGGAUUUGUUGUUUGGUAUUACAGUCAAGAAGGUUAUUGGCUUGGAACCUGAGAGCCCAAGGUCAAGGGAAUUGAGAAAAAAAUUUGAAUUGUUCUUCCAAGGCCUGAUAUCUUUCCCACUUUGUGUUCCAGGGACAAAAUUUUAUCAAAGCAUACAGGAGGAGCAUGAGGCAAUACUGAAAAAACGAGAAGAGAAGAAUUCUAGAAUCACAUGGGACGAGUGCAAAUCAAUGAAGUUCACUAAUCAGGUUAUCAAUGAGAUAGUUCGUGCAAGUAGCCAUACUCCUGGAAUUUUUAGAAAGACAUUGAAGGAUGUGCAAGUGAAUGGGUACACAAUUCCAAAGGGAUGGUUGGUCUUGAUAAACCCCAUGGCAGUUCAUCUAAAUCCUUCAAUUUUCAAAGAUCCACUCACUUUUAAUCCAUGGAGAUGGCAGGAGGCCCAGGGGAGCUCCUUAACGAAGAAUUUCAUAGCAUUUGGAGAUGGUGCAAGGCAUUGCAUGGGUGCUGACUUCACUAAGCUUCAGAUGGCAAUGUUCCUCCAUGAAUUAGUCACGAAAUACAGAUGGAAGGAGAUCAAAGGAGGUCAAAAGUUUCGUAUUUCGGACCUUGUGUUCCUGCAAGACUAUCACAUUCAGCUUUUUCCAAGGUCCUAAUUAUAAUAAAAUUGAUGAACGCAUAUGCACUAUAUAUGUACCAUCAUGGGUGAAUGUAGCAUGGCAUGGGGAUGCAACAGUAUGCAUGUAUUGUCAUCUAAAUAACAACCUUAUGUAGUGCGUACUUUUUUAUUUAUGUGUGAGUAUGUGAAAUUAUUGUUGCAAUAAUUAAGGUUGCUCAUGUAUGCAUCCAUACAAAUGUAUCUAAUUCUUGAAAGUGAUGGUUGAACAAAUGUAAGUUAAGUUUAUUAUGUACAUCUCAAUUAGUAUCAAUUGGUUGUCCUAGAAACUAAGUUUCACUAGAAAUUUGUAGAAAACAAGCUUUAGCUUUCUGUAAGUUGUUAGGUUUAGUCAAACAUCAAAAAUUGAGGCGGGGAGGCACAAAGUAUAAAGUGAAGUAUCGCUCAUAUAUUUGGCUAGUUUGGGGGUUUCAUUUAGGCCUGAUCCCA